Molecule: messenger RNA, 1302 nt
Organism: Talaromyces atroroseus
Lineage: Eukaryota; Fungi; Ascomycota; Eurotiomycetes; Eurotiales; Trichocomaceae
Exons: 2
Coding region: 1-1302 (433 amino acids)
Molecular function (GO): monooxygenase activity
Source: RefSeq, a predicted model, not a curated record
AUGGCCAACUCCAAUACUCGGCAGCUGAGGAUUGCCAUCGUCGGCGGCGGUCUCGCCGGUGCAGCAGCAGCCGGUGCGUUGUCGCGACUACCCAAUGUCCAAGUCAGAGCAUACGAGCGAGCGCCAGCCGUCCGUGAAGCUGGUGCUCAGAUCGCCGUCAUGGUCACCGCGCUCAAGGUUUUGCGCCGGAUACUCUCGCCAGCGGCAUGGGAGUACUUGCAGAGCAGGCUGUAUCGUGGAGAUGGAACUGAUGGCAUCCAUCAUCGACACUGGAAGACCGGGGAGAUCCUGACUAUAGCGAUUUCCCCAGACACGCCGCGUUACCUGCAAGAGGGGCGGACGUCUCGAGUCUCGCUGCAUCGGGCUCUAAUGAUAGAUGUCCCCGAUGGCGUUUUCGAGUAUGGAAAGGAGGUCCUCAAGGUCGAGUCCCAUCGGCAGAAGAAGGAGGUUUCUCUGCAUCUUAGCAAUGGAGAGACCAAAACGGCAGACCUGGUCGUGGUGGCCGACGGGUUAUAUUCGAAAAUACGCCGACAAUACCUCCCAGAGACUGAGGUCAAGUACAAGGGAUUGGUUGCCUACCGAAUCAACUUUUCGAUCUCCAGGCUGGCUCACAUUGAAGACCUCCCCAAUGACUCUUCGUCAUUUAGAAAGGGGUCCAAUGUGGUUAUACUUUCUCGCCUUGAAACGGGGACGUAUUCCUUUGCGGCUUUUCUCCAGGAACCUGAAGAAUUUGCGGCAUCUCUUCGGUGGGAGCACGCCUUGGGUCAAGCAGGCAUCCAUAGAAUCAAAGGCAAACUCGCGGACUGGCAUCCGCUGGUUACAAAGGUCCUGGAUGCACUGCCAGGUAUUGACGCAUAUCCACUUCAAGAGGCAAAGUGGAUGGAGCACCUCAUCCGCGACGACACUGUUGCGUUCGUUGGCGAUGCAGCACAUCCUACCGCCGGCGGCUGGGGCACAGGAAGUGCGUUCUGCUUUGCGGACGUGUGGGCGCUCUAUCGUUCGUUGCAUCGGACAUGUCAAGGGAAAGAAACGUACAAUAUCCCACAUGCUUUGCAACUGUUUAAUGAAUCGCGGCGCCACUUCUUGCAACGCGUGGAGCGGCAGUUUGACUACGACAAAAUGGAUACCAAGUACGUAAAUGAGGCUGUGGAUGAUCAUGACGAGUUUACGAAAAGGUACCGAGAACGAUAUACAUUGAUUUCGUGGAUCCUCGAGCAUGACCCAGAGCUAUGGUGGCAAGAAGUUGAGGCAGAAGAGAGGCACCGAAAUAUCCGGCAUGACAAGAGGCUCAGCCAGUUAUAA